This is a messenger RNA of Neoarius graeffei (lesser salmon catfish), 2175 nucleotides long. RefSeq names its product phosphatidylinositol 4-kinase type 2 alpha (gene pi4k2a). The record is from RefSeq and is a predicted model, not a curated record. The coding region runs from base 113 to 1462 and encodes 449 amino acids. NCBI's taxonomy places the organism in Eukaryota, Metazoa, Chordata, Actinopteri, Siluriformes, Ariidae. The transcript has 9 exons. Gene Ontology annotation, cellular component: trans-Golgi network; plasma membrane; endosome. Gene Ontology annotation, biological process: phosphatidylinositol phosphate biosynthetic process; Golgi organization; endosome organization. Gene Ontology annotation, molecular function: 1-phosphatidylinositol 4-kinase activity.
CCAGGCUCCGCCUCUAUCCGGAAGUUGUUGGUCAGGAGACUUGUUUAGUUUGAGGAGCUUGUUCUGCGCGGCGCUUUCAUUGAUUAAAACUUUUUCGUCUCUUCUCUCCCUCAUGGAUGAAACGAGUCCGCUCGUGUCUCCUCUGCGCGACUCCGCCGACUUCGGAGCGUUCUCCGGUGAGCCGGCGAGUCCCCGGGGCGGAUUUGGCGGUGCGCCGGGCACGGUGAUCCGCGUCCCGGCGGGGAGUCCUGGGCGCAGCCGGGAGAGGCAGCCGUUGCUGGAGCGCGACCGGAACCGGGGUGGAUCUCCGCGGGGGCUGCACAGAAACGAGUUCCCGGAGGAUCCCGAGUUCAGGGAGAUCAUCCGCAAGGCGGAGAGAGCCAUCGAGGACGGGAUCUACCCCGAGCGGAUCUACCAGGGCUCCAGCGGGAGCUACUUCGUCAAAGACUCGCACGGGAAGAUCAUCGGCGUGUUCAAGCCGAAGAACGAGGAACCGUACGGUCAGCUGAACCCCAAGUGGACCAAGUGGCUGCAGAAGCUGUGCUGCCCCUGCUGCUUCGGUCGAGACUGCCUCGUCCUCAACCAGGGAUACCUGUCUGAGGCUGGAGCUAGCCUGGUGGACCAGAAACUGGAGCUCAACAUCGUGCCAAGGACCAGGGUGGUGUAUUUGGCGAGUGAGACGUUUAACUACAGUGCCAUCGACAGGGUGAAGUCUCGGGGGAAGCGGCUCGCUCUGGAGAAAGUGCCAAAAGUGGGGCAGCGUUUCCACAGGAUCGGCCUGCCGCCUAAGGUCGGCUCCUUCCAGCUCUUCGUAGACGGUUAUAAAGAUGCGGAUUUCUGGCUGCGGCGGUUUGAAACCGAGCCGUUGCCUGAAAACAACAACCGUCAGCUCCAGCUCCAGUUCGAGAGGCUGGUGGUGCUGGAUUACAUCAUCAGGAACACAGAUCGAGGCAACGACAACUGGCUCAUAAAGUACGACUGCCCCAUGGACACAUCAGGGAACAGGGACAGUGACUGGGUGGUGGUGAAGGAACCUGUCAUUAAAAUAGCAGCCAUUGACAACGGCCUGGCGUUUCCCCUUAAACACCCAGACUCCUGGAGAGCCUACCCGUUCUACUGGGCGUGGCUGGCUCAGGCCAAGGUGCCGUUCUCUCAGGAGAUCAAAGAGCUCGUCCUGCCCAAACUGUCUGACCCCAACUUCAUCAAGGACCUGGAGGAGGAUCUGUAUGAGCUCUUCAAGAAAGAUCCAGGAUUUGACAGAGGCCAGUUCAACAAACAGGUUUCAGUAAUGAGAGGACAGAUCCUGAACCUGAUCCAGGCGCUGAAGGACGGUAAAUCCCCCCUGCAGCUGGUGCAGAUGCCCCCCGUGAUCGUGGAGUCGGCUCGAGCACCGCAGCGCGCUAACAGCGACUCCUACACGCAGAGUUUCCAGAGCAGACGGCCGUUCUUCACAUGGUGGUGAUGCGCGGGGGCGGGGCUAACCCGAGACACGCUGCUCUUCCUCGCGAACUGAACAGAGACGGUACUGAGACGAGAGAAGCAGAGGACCGCUUCCUUUUAGCCUUUUUCCCCCCCCGAAUCAAAUCGGCGAUUCCUGCUCUGUAAAGAGGAACUUUACCUUAAUGAAGGUACACUGACCUGCUACACUGUUUGCACAUGUACACACGCGUGCACGCAGACACACUUCGUUUUACCGCAAUCACAUCGCCGAUGGACGUGCACGCAAACCUGCAGCGCGUUCAUCCACGCGCUCUGUCGCCCCCUGGCUGUGUGGAGGAUGAGCUGCAUGUCCAUCACCACUUCAACUGACAACAAAACGCCAAAACGCAUCGCCCUCGAGCUUCUCUUGCCAUUUCACACUUAUUUAUUAUUUUUGUUUUAACAUCUUUGCCAACUUCUGUUGGAAUAAUGCUGCGGCUUCUGCCUUCUGCCUCGCCUGUGUUUUAUUUUACAAUUUUUUUCCCCUACAUCAGGCGUCCGAGGCUGUCCGAGUCUGACUGAGCAUGUGCAGAAGCACGCCCUGUUGGUUUUGAAAAGCAGACACUUUAAUGAAAUGCAUUAACUUCAGUGAGUCAAAAACACUGACCUGAUAAUGUCAUGGCGAUGCACUGUAUACAUUUGUAUGUAUUGUAAUUUAGCAAGAAAAUAUAAGUUAUAAAUAACAGGACCAGGAAA